AAGUUUAUUGCAUCUGCGCAAGUUCUUUAAUGAAUGACGACGACGUUGUCUUUGAUAUGAUGUGUUUGUUAUAUAUGGAGAAUGUUGCGUUACGAUAAAAAAAAUUACAUAGAAAAUCCAUUUUCAAGUCCAUCUUCUGAUGAUGAUACUGGUUAUGUCAGCAAGAGUUCAAAAAAUCAGACAAAUGAAUUCGAUGAAUCGAUUCAAGCAAUGUGCGAUAUUUAUGGACAAACACCUCCAAGAACUCGGUUAAAUCGUAAGAAACGGUAUUCAAGACAAAAACUUAAUGGAGCAGAAACGAAAUCAUGGGAAAAAAAUACACAAUCAAAAGUAAUGAUUCGCAGACGUAAUACUCUGGAUAAUAUAAUUUUUAAUGAGAUGUGUGACAAAGCAGAUAAAGAUUAUGAAAACGAAGCAAAUCGAGAUAUAACGAAGGAAGGAAACAGAAAAUAUAAAAGAAGUUUAAAAAUGUUGCGUGGAAAUGAAAGAGAUUUAAAAUUAGAUAUAGAGGCAGCUUAUAAUUAUAUGGAAAAAUUUAAUCCUUGUGAAGUAUCAACUCCUAAUCACAUAAAGGUUGAAACUCGAAAUAGAUUUCGCAGCUUGCGAUCAAAGCCUAUUGAUGUAGAAGAAAAAAAGAUUGAAAUUAAUAUUAAUGAACAGACUUCAAUUUCGGAUAAUAAAGAAUCAACACCAAAGACGCUAAGUUUUAAAGAACGAGAAAUAUUUCACAAUACAUUUUCUUUCUUAAUUAGAUUGGGAAAUGUAGAGCGAAAUUGCUCUCGUCAAAUUAGUCAUGAAGAAACAUGUUGGCAAAAUGAAUUAAAAGAUUUAAUAUGGCUAGAAUUACAAGCUUAUCAUGCUGAUCGCAGUCCAAUGGCUCAGGAUGAAUAUUUAUGCAAACAACGGGAAACUGUUGAAGGUUUACUUAAAGAAAUAAUGGAGUACAGAUAUAAUCCUGUUGCAAAUGUAAAAAACGAUAAUAAAUCAAAUCUAAAUAUAGAAUUAGGUAUUUGUCCAGGUUGUCUUUCAAUGUAUUGUAGAGCAUGUGCACGAGCACAAGGUGAAGCAUUACAACAAGUAGAGGUAUUAUUGUCUAGAUUAGAAGCAGCAGAAGCACUUUAUCCUUCAUCACAAGCUUUUGCUAUACAUUAUCCUUUAUAUAAAAGUACAGAAUUCACUGACAGAGUAAAAGCAAUGUGUCUUUGGUAUAACAUGACUAUACAUCAUCAACUCAAAUUACAAAUAUUAGGAAAAUUACUUAUGAGAUCACAUACUAAAAGGAAACAUGAUGAUGGAGAUUCUGGAAUAAGUUCACGAUCUUCAGAUACAAUUGAUUCUUUAGAUUGUAAACAAACUUUAGUACAAUUUGAAAUAUCAAAUCAACAAAAUGAAAAUUCCAGUCCUUCAGAUAGUAACAAUAGUAGUAAUUCUUCUGGUUUAUCCUUUUCACAAUCUUGGCCUUCUACACCUGAAAUUUCAUUUACAAGUAUAGAAAACUAUAAAAGCGAUAAACUAGAUUUUUAUUUAGUUGAAUUUGAUCGGCAAGCUUACAGAAAAUAUAUUGAAGAUGUAUUAAAGACUAGAGGUCUAAGAAAAAGUUUAUAUUUUCUUGAAAGAUUGCAUACUUGUGUCUUAAGAAAAGCAAGAUUGACAUUAGAAAAAAAUGAUAUAAGUGAUAUUUUAAAUGAAGAAUAUGAAGGUGAUGUAGAAUUGCGUCGAUAUGGUGUAUGGAGUCCUGAAGCAAGAGAAUUAAAUCUUCCAUCAUAUAGAGCUGCUUUUAUGUUCUUAUCUCGAGUUCCAUUAGAUGUCGUUCAUGAAUUUUUAAGGAUGAGAUUAGAACAAAAACCAGAACAACCCAGUCCUUUAUCAGUUCGACAACUUAUGCGUGAACUUAGAGAGGGUCUUAAAAUUGCAUGUAUUCAUCGUGAUAGAUUUGCUGCUCAUUCUUGUGCAGCAGUUAGUGAUAAUAGUUGCGAAAACUUAUUUCAAGAAAAUGUGAAAGAUUUUGAUGAAAGUUUAAAAGCUGUUUUUGAAGUAUAUCUUGAUUAUCUACAACAAUGGGUUGAUAUGGUACAACAUGAUAGCUUCUAUAAAAAUUUAAUUAUGGAUGAAUGGAUAUUUGUAAAAUCAGUAGCAAGAAAUAUAAUAAAUGGAUGUGAAAUUGCAGGAAUUAAAUUUUGUGAAAUCGUGAAAACCAUGAUUGAGCAAGUUAAAGAAUAUCUUAAUGAAAGACCACGAGAAAUUCAAGAAACUACUGAGGAUUGGAAUGAUGAAUCAAACAGAUUUCAGCGAAUAUUCAUAGAACGUGAAUGGCAAGGAAUGUUUGUAGAGGCUCGAGAAAAAAUAGUUAAAUGUAUUGUUCUUGCUAAAUGUAUAAAAUGUGAUAUUGAAAAGUGGUCUACAUUUAAUGAAAAAUUAGAAAAAUCAUUAAUAUCUGUAAAGGAUUCAGUAAUGGGUCUUAAAGAUGAUAUCACAACUGUAAUUGAAUAUUUUCAACAUAAUCUUAAAAAUAUAAAAGAACCAAAUUAUGAAUAUGAUCGAUCUACUAUGCGAUCAAGAAUAAGAGAAAUACUUCAUCAAGCUUAUCGAAUGGGUUUUGAUUAUCAUAAAGAAACAUAUAGAUUAUUUGCAUUCGAAGAAAAAGCUACUUUAGCAAAAAGUUUAGUUUCUUUUGCUUUUUUAUGGAUGGAAUUUGUUAAAACACGAUGUGAACGUGGAAGAGGUUUAAGACCUAGAUGGGCAAAUCAAGGUUUAGAAUUCUUAAUUAUAGUAUGUGAACCACAAUAUACCAAACAUUUAACUGAUGAGGAAUUUGAAGAAUUAAAAACUUGUAUGGACCAUUGUAUUUCACAUGUUGUUGGAAGUACAAAUACUGCUACAAAUAUAGAAACAGAAAAUUUAAAAAGAUUAUCUCAUUCAAGAGCAUCUUCACCUUGUCAUACUAGAACUGCAAGUUUUUCCCAGAAACCUAGAGAUAUUCUUAAAUCUCCAGAUAUUCCAUCCUAUUUUAAAAAAGUUUUUUCGUCAAAUGUUGUAGAUGGAAAUAUAAAUACAAAUAAUUUAGAUCAAAUUCCAUCCAGACAGGAAAGAAUCAAUCGAAGUAUACAAAAAAUAGAAUUUAAUAUUGACGAGAAAUUAAAAAACAGUGAACUUAUUGGACAAGUUAUAGAUAGAAAAGCUGUUGAUAGAGUUUAUAUUAAAGCAAGAAGAGUAACUUUUACUUGGCAAAGAGGUAUUAAAAUUGGACAAGGAAGAUUUGGUAAAGUAUAUACUAUAGUCAACAAUCAAACUGGUGAAUUAUUAGCUAUGAAAGAAGUUCAGUUACAACCAGGAGAUCAUAGAGCAAUUAGACGUGUUGCAGAGGAAUUACAAAUAUUUGAAGGAAUUCAAUACAAACAUUUAAUCCGAUAUUAUGGACUAGAAAUUCAUCGCGAAGAAAUGUUAAUUUUUAUGGAAUUUUGUGCUGAAGGAACUUUAGAAAGUUUAAUAGCGGGUAGUGAAAAUGGUUUAUCAGAAUCAUUGAUUAGAAAAUAUACAUAUCAACUCAUUUCAGCUGUAGUAAUACUUCAUUCUCAUGGAAUAGUACAUCGUGAUAUUAAACCUGCAAAUAUUUUUUUAACGGAUGAAGGUAAUUGUUUGAAACUUGGUGAUUUUGGGAGUGCUGUGCAAAUUAAGGCACAUACUACUAUGCCAGGUGAAUUACAAGGUUUUGUUGGCACUCAAGCUUAUAUGGCACCAGAAGUAUUUAUGAAGUCAGAAAGUAGUGGUCAUGGUAGAGCUGCCGAUAUUUGGUCAAUUGGUUGUUGUGUUAUAGAAAUGGCGAAUGGUCGAAGACCUUGGUCAGAUUAUGACUCUAAUUAUCAAAUCAUGUUUAAGAUAUAUAUUUUAUAAUAGGUGGGAAUGGGUGAAACACCAGCAUUACCAAAAAAUCUUUCAACUGAAGGCAUUGAUUUUAUUAAUAAAUGCUUACAACAUGAUCCAAAGAAAAGAUUGACAGCAAAUGUUUUACUUACACUUCCAUUCACACAAACAGAAGAUGUUAAUGCUGAUUUAUUGUUACGAUACCAAGCAUAAUUAAUAAUUAGUAAGAAUUUACAUUAAAAAUCUUUUUAAUUUAAGAAUAUUAAAAAUUUAACAUUAAUACCUGUAUCAGGUUAAAUAUCAAUUUUCAAUACUAUUUUUCAAUUUUCAAAAAUAUGUAUUAAAUACAUGUGAAAAAGUAACAAAAUUAAGGAUAUAAAUAUUGAACUGAAAUUAUUGUGCAUUCUUAAAAAUAUAGCUUAAGAAAAGAUAUUUUUAGAAUAUUUUUAGAAUUUAUAUUUUUAAUAAUAUAAUAAGAAAAUAUUAUGUGGUAAUUAGUAUAUAUUUUUUCCUAUCUUUUAGAAAAGUACUUAAACAAUAUGUACAAAUGUAUAUUAAAUGUAUAAUUGUAUAUUUAAUUAUUGUACAAUAAAGAAAUCAAAUUAUUUCUUUUUAAUCGAAUAUUAUAUUUUAAUUGAAUUGUAUUAUUAAAAAGAAAAAAUAAAAAAAAGAUGAUGUUACAAGGUAGUGUUUAUUUUUGCACGAGAAAACUUACAUAUGAUACAACAUACUUGCCGCAAAUUAAAUAAUUACAGAGGUAUGCUGUGUAUACUUUCCAUAUGAACAGAAAGUGAAAUGUAUUUAAUAUUACUAGAUAUUAUAUUGCAUACGAAGACAACUAUUUUAUGAAAAUUUUUUUUAUUCUGAUUUUAUUUAUUAUUGUAAAUUUCAUCUAUUUUAUUAUGUGUUAUAAGAUGUACAUAUAAUUUUACAUUAACAAUAGCAGUCUUCGUAAGGAAUGCAUUUUAUUUCGAAAUAAUUCUAACUGAACUUAAUUAUAUUAUUUUAGUUCAAUUGACGCACUCUCUCUCUCUCUCUCUCUCUCUCUCUCUCUCUCUCGCUCUCUCUUCUAUAAGUUAAGAAGAUAUGUUCUAUUCGAUAAAGUCAUCGCUAUGAUGACUUUCGUUUGAUAUGCGCGAUAUUCUUGGCCGUAAAGAUAUUGCAAUAUUUCUGCAAUAUACGUAAAUACUUUCAAUGAUAUAAUCUAUACUUUCAAUGAUCCAAUUCUAUCUUAAAUAUAAUAGUAAUUUGUAUCUUAAGAAAUUAAGUAAUACAGAACACUUUCACAUAUUGUACACAUAUACGCGAAAACAGAUAUAGAUUUUUUUUACAUAUAAAUGUGUCUUGAUAUGUGUGUAAAUACAUUUAUGUGUAAUCAUAAUUGUAUAUAAUUUUAUUUAAUAACAGUACAUAUAUAAAGGAACAAUUCCUCGUAUUAUUUGAAGAUUUAUUCUACGUUAAAUCAAAGCAAAAUUGCUUAGACUUUGAAUAUAAAACUCCUGAUUUAAUGUAAUAAGAUUUCGUAUUUUCAAACAAUCAUGACUUAACGAUAAUAUAUAUGAAUAAAACUCUGUUUUCGAUAAAAUAUUUAUGUUUUAGCAUGUGAAAACUUUGCUAAACCUCAAUGACAAUCCUAAAACACGUGUAUUUGCACAAUGAAAAUAGUAUAUAAUUUAUAACAAAGCUAACAAACAGCUUCGUAAAAUAUGAAUAAUGUCAACAGAUGUGCCACAAGAUGUAACAUGUGUUACAUUAUGUAUAUGAUGUAUAUAAAUGCGUAUAUAUAAUUUUUCUAUCUAUAAUAAAUUACAAUAAAUUAUAAUAGUUUGAUAUAAUAGGAUGAGUGUAACGAUGUCACUGAGAGUAGCGCCGACCAAUAAUAUUUCCAUAUCUCGGGAAAAAAAUCGUAUUUGACAGAACAUGGUAUAUAAGAAAAGUAGCAUUAAUACAGUAGUAGUUAAUUAGACAUAGAACUUUAAUGUGAUAGAAAGAUAGAGCUAUUGUCAACGUUUGCUUGCCUAUUAAAGAAGAGCAAACCGCUGACCUAUCUAAGAAUUGGACAAGAGUUUACUGUGCGGGCGCCAACACACGAAUGAUUGGCCACGUUUAGAAUGCGUUGCGACAGACGAGAUCCGUGCGCUAGAAAUUUUUUCUCUAUCUUAUCGAAUUAUUUAAUUUUUCAACUUCUAUUUGUAUAUUCUGUCUCUUUAUUAUGUUUUUAUUGUAAAUAUAUCACACCACAAAAUAAGUUUAAUAGUGUAAAUCAUGAAUUUUUAAAAUUUUUAUGAUCGAUAUUUUUUGUUUUUAUAAUUGAGAAUAAUUUUAUAAUUUUUACCUGAUAUAUUGAAUAUAAAUUUUUUAAUAUAUUAUAUUAAUUUCAAUAAAUUUAGUUAAACAUAUUUAUUAAACAUAUUUUUUAUCUUAAACAUAUUUAAAGUUUUGUACUUUAUAUUUACCGAACUUUUGUUAAGAAAAAAAAGAUUUUUACAAUUUAUAAAAUUCCUAUAUUCCUAUAUUCUAUAUAAUAAAAAUAAAUAAGUAAAUUAUAUGAAACAAAUUAUAUGAAAGAAGAAUAUAUGAUAAGAUAUAAAAUAUAUUUUUUGUUUCAUUGUAAUCAAAGUCUUUAAGUAUUUCAUUAUUAGAUAAUAUUAUUAUGAUUUUUUGUAGUUGUAAGAUACUUAUUUCUAACAUAAUUUCAUUGAUAAUAUUUUUAAUAACUACAUAUUGUUGAAUACUAAAUAUAUAAAAAUUGGAACUAUCAAUAAUAUUAUAAAUAAGCAUAAGAAAUAUUUGCAUAUUUCAUUUUUCGACGAAAUGAUUGAAAUAUUAUUUUUUGAAUAUAUUUUUAUGUAUUAGCACUUAUAAAUCUUAAAUAAAAUAUUUACGAAAAUAAAUAAUUUUCUAUCUACAAAUUGAAUUAAAAAAAUUUUUAUAUUCCUAUUUGAAAAUGUAUUGAAGAAACUUUACUAAGUAAACUUUUCUUGUGAGACAGAAUAUUAUAUUUCAAAUACAUGUCUUUUCAUUUCAAUUACAUGCAUAGGUAGUCAAUAAGAUAUACGCAUCAUAAUGAAACAAUAAAACAACAAUAAAAUCCAUGUUCAUGGAGAACCAACAAUAAAAGAAAAUUUUAAUAUUUUUAAACAUAUUAAUAUAUCUUUUUUAAUAAAGCUAUAUGUUGUAAGUAAAUAUCUUAUUAACAUUUUUGUAAUUCUUAGAAAUGGUUUCUAAAUAUCACUAACUAAUCAUUCAAUUAUACUAAAGGUUAUAUAUCAUUAUAGAAUACUUAAAGUCACAUGAUUCAAUCUGUUAAAGCACCGAUAACUCAACAAUAUAGGUUACAAUUAAUGAUUAACUAUUAUUCAAAGUGUGUUAAAAAUAGCAUAAUUGAUUUUUCUUAACAAGAUGAGUCAAAAUAUUACGUUUCGUUUUUUUCUGCGAGAAAAAGUAUAUUCAUAUGAUUUAAAAAUGAAAUAUAUCAUCUUUUGUCAUAAAAAUUAUUAUAUAGUAAUGAUUUGCAAUAACAACGAACAUUGUGUUAUCAUUAAUUUAUAAUUAAAAUCAAAAGCGAUAUGAAAUUAACAAAAUUGUUAGAUUUCAGAGGAAAGAAACUUCCAGCGCUCGGACAUUACUGUAUAAACGUUCGAGGAUUUUCAUAACAUACACAGAGGACUAGAGUUUUACAAUAACUGAUUGAUCUAAGUAUAUAGUUGUAUAUUGCCUACUACACGCAGCGACUACCGUUUAAACAUUUUCGUUACAAUUUGUUCAGGCUAGGUCGCCAAUUAUUAGAUAAAUAUUUGUAUGUGUAUUUUUUUUAACAACGGAGAACGAGAUUCUAGUGAUUUGCAUGAUUUGCAAAGAAUUCUUCAAUUUUAUUAAUAAUUAAAUAUUAUACAGAUAACUAUAUAUUAAUUAACUAAUAAAGUGAUCUAUAUAAUGUGAUAUCUUUAUAUUGCAUGUAUUAGAAAAUUUUAUUAAUUAAUUUAUAAUUUAUUAAAUUGUGCCAUUUUGUGAAAAAUUCUUUACUCUCUUAUAUUCAAGCGAAAUAUGUAAUACGAAAACGAAAUUUUUAGAAAAAAUAUUAGAGAGUGUUCUUUAUAUUUGAGAAUCAAUCUUUUUAAUUAUAAUAUUUUAUCAUUAUUAAUAUUUUAAAAAAGAAUAAAAUAAAUUUUAAAAAAUUAGAAUUUAAUAUUUUAUUAUUACUUGUUAAAAUUGUUAACUAUAUAUAUAUAAUUCAUAUAAGUAAUUCUUUUUAAUUAAAACUUAUACAAUAUUCUCUCAGAUAAUUUAUGAAAAUAUUUUAUUUUGUGAAAAAAAUUUUUUUUUAAUGGCACAAUUUAUUUGCAAUUUUUAUUCGCAAUAUAUGGAUUUACUAUGGAUAUGGAAUAAAAAAAAAAAAAAAACAAA
Messenger RNA from Apis cerana (Asiatic honeybee), 8268 nucleotides. It is a transcript of the gene Mekk1, whose product is annotated as mitogen-activated protein kinase kinase kinase 4. NCBI's taxonomy places the organism in Eukaryota, Metazoa, Arthropoda, Insecta, Hymenoptera, Apidae. Gene Ontology annotation, biological process: MAPK cascade; protein phosphorylation. Gene Ontology annotation, molecular function: protein kinase activity; ATP binding. The record is from RefSeq and is a predicted model, not a curated record.